Molecule: messenger RNA, 449 nt
Organism: Quercus lobata
Lineage: Eukaryota; Viridiplantae; Streptophyta; Magnoliopsida; Fagales; Fagaceae
Product: major pollen allergen Ole e 6-like
Exons: 2
Coding region: 73-300 (75 amino acids)
Source: RefSeq, a predicted model, not a curated record
AAAAAAAAGGAAAAGGCAAACAUAAAAAAAUAUAAAAAAUUUAACACACAUACACAUAAGCAAAUUAAGAGAAUGGCCAACAAGUUCGUUGCAGUGUUUCUCAUGUGCAUUGUUGUCGUUGCAGCAUUCAGCCUUCAAGAGGCUAAGGCUGCUGAGUUGGACAAGUUCAAGGGAUGCUUCUCCAACUGCAGCAAAGGAUGCUUGGGUGAAGGCAAUGGUAACACCUUCUGUGAAAAGAAGUGUGAUAAUGACUGUAGUGAAAAAGAGCUUGCUGAAAAACUUAACAUCAAUCUACCCUGAGCAAAUGAACGGAAGCACAAAGUCUUACUCAAAGGAAUAGAGGGAGAUGAAUCGUGCGAUAAAUUAAGUUGUGCUGUUUAAUUUAAGACAUUCAUUCCAAUCCCAAUGUAUUCAUUUUGCAAUUUAUAAUACGUAUGACAUUCUGUUAA